Molecule: messenger RNA, 1919 nt
Organism: Mus musculus (house mouse)
Lineage: Eukaryota; Metazoa; Chordata; Mammalia; Rodentia; Muridae
Gene: Xlr5a
Product: X-linked lymphocyte-regulated 5A
Exons: 9
Coding region: 388-1098 (236 amino acids)
Source: RefSeq, a predicted model, not a curated record
UCGCAGUGACUGAGAGGAGUGAGCCGGGCAGCAGGGGUGCGUGGGGAAAGACUUGGGACCUUCUGCAUGGGUCUCUCUGAGGUCUUUGGGUACUGCACAAGUUCUCUGGGUCCGCGUGUCUGCAGCUGGGCUAUUUGAAAACAGUGUGGGUUCUUCGGGUCCCUUGAAAACCUUAAGACAGCGGAUUUUUUGGUGGACAUACGCGUAACCCCGAGCCCCAAGUCACACAUGCAUGAUUGCUGGACGGGCCUCUGCCUGGAACCAAGUUGGCGAGUCUCCUGCAUUGUGCACACAUUUUCCAUCCUGGCACAGCACUUCUGGAAGUGACUUUGCCCUGGCUGUGGCCUCCCUCGAGGGAGUCCUGUCUGACCCAGGAAGGUUCCAGCCAUGUCAAACAAGGAACAAAAGGCCAUGAAGAAAAGUGGCAAGCACCAGAGGGUACAUAAGACCCUCCCAUCAGAUGACUUCAAGAACUCAGAUGAAGUUAACCCUGCUGACAAACCAGCAGUUGGUACCAGUGGGAUGGGCAGCCAUUCUUCAGGAUCAGACAUGCAAGAGGCCAGGGAGCCUGUUCAGAAGAAGAUGCAGGAUUUCAAAGGUGAUGAUGGUACAGGACUUCUUAUGGAAAAGAAGAAGCAGUUUGAAGAGGAUGUAAAUGCCUCUUUCAGAAGUCUGAAUGAAAACCUCCAGAGCAUUUUGAAAGCUCAGCAGAAUUCAAGGCAGGAGCUUAAGUCUCUGUACUGUGAAAGAUUUGGGUCGGUGUACCACAAUUGGCUGGUUGAGAUGGACAGAACAAGGGACCAAGAAGAAUACUUCAGUUUUAUAACCCAGCAGCAAAUGAAGAUUUUACAGACGGCUAUAGAGGACCAUGAAACCAAGCUCAAAAACGCUAAAGAUAUGUGUGACACAUUUUUGAAGAAAGCCAACGACUUGAGUAAACGUCAAAAAACCUUUAUUGGUGGUCAGCACACUAUUGUGGAGAAGGAAAUCUCCAAGGUGCAGAACAGAGUAAUCAUGGAAACCCAAGAUCAAGACAUAUCCAUGGUUGAAACAUACCUUCAGUCCCUGAUCCAUGAAAGCUCUGAAGAAACCAUCUGAAGAUCACACAUAGGAUACACAGGGAAGGAAGCGUUAGCCAUGCUAAGAAGAUGUUGGUAGUAGCCAGUGCAGCUCCUUUCUCUUUACUUUGUUACAAUUGAGACUGAGACACUGUUAAUCAUUAAGUGAACUCCCAGCAGCUCUGUGAGUAGCGAGGACAGUUAAGUGUGGAUCAUCCAGGCCCAUGACAGCAAGGGAGAUUCAUUCUGCCCAGUAGUGGCAAUUAUAUUUUGGAAGCAAAUGUCAUUUGACUUUGUGGUUGAUUCUCUGUCACUGUUCCAAAGUGAAUGUUACCAUACUUAUUUUAGGAAGAAGUGAAUAAAGAUGGGACCCAUUUUUCUGUGCAUGCUUUCAUUUCUCAUGAGGUCACAGAGACCGUUCCAUUGCAAUGGGAAAAUCAACCCAACAUGCCACCGAGACUUGCUGAACACACUCAUGUUUGUGUGCUCAGAAGUGUUAAAAAAAAUCUUCUUAACAUGAUUCCCACGACAGAGCCAUUCCUAAUGUGUUGACUCUGUGCUAGUUGUGGGGCUGUGGCAUUUCCCAAAGACACCCAGACUCAUUUUCAAAGCUGUCUUCAACACUGGUUACCUUUGGAUGAAAGCAUUUUAUCAGCCUGUAUCUGUGUAAGCAUUUGUGGCUCCAGUGUUUUGGAGGGGUCUUUACAUGAGUGUUUUCUAGGGUUCUCCUUAGAGAGUCUACUAUUCAUCAAGUCCUUCUGCCUGUAUGUGUGUGUUUGUCUAACUCCUUAGUCAUUCAUUCUCUUAUCCUUGCCCUAUGCUGUAUUUAUUAAAAUGAAUGCUUAGAGUCUGUGUUCAGCA